Danio rerio (zebrafish) is the source of this 2304-nucleotide messenger RNA. NCBI's taxonomy places the organism in Eukaryota, Metazoa, Chordata, Actinopteri, Cypriniformes, Danionidae. The record is from RefSeq and is a predicted model, not a curated record.
GCUCUGCGCAGUCGGGACAGUCUGCAGCUGGAGUUCACAGACUGUCUGCUGGAUAAGAACCGUCUGAGAAAGAGAAUCGCAGAGCUGCAGAGCAACCUGGAGCAGCUGCAGAGAGAGACGGAGAGAAGCCGAGAGUGGACAGAGCCGAGCACACCCUGCCUGCACUGCUCUCACCUGUCAUUAUUCAGUGAGGAUCAGUGUUUCGGGCUGUGCUGUUCAGUCGAGCUCAGUCCCAGUCCACUCCCAGUCAGAGCUCAUCUAAAGUCUCAAGCUCAGAUCUGUGAUCAGUCUGAAGACUCCUGUGGCUCCAACUCAGAGGAGAACCUGCUCUCACCGGAGUGUAACGCAGAGAAGGACAUCAACAGAUUGUCCACUUUUCCCUUUCCUCCCUGUGCAAACUCCAUCCACCGCAGAGCAAAAGAUGAAUUUGAUCUGAACUCUUGGAGAAGUGAUGAGAAUGAGGCAAAUGCAGAGGACACAGAUUCUUAUCGGAUGAGUUCCUGGAGCUCUCUGCCGACUCAGCUCUUUCCUCCAGACGUCAUCAAUGUGACCCCGAUGCUCCCUGUCAAACCCUCGUCCUCCUCUCCACGGUCAGUGUCGCUCUCCUCGUCCCCCAGAAGCCUCAGCCUGGCACAGGACAUCACUAUAGUUGGGGGAAACCGCAGCGGUGUGUUCGUGCAAACGGUGAAGAAGGGCUCCACCGCUGAGGCCUGCGGCCUGAGGGAGGGCACUGAACUGCUGGAGCUGGAUCAGGUGUUGUUCGGUGACGGUCGUGUGUGUCUCAAUCAGUGUACGGCGGAAGUGGCUCAUUUCUCUCUGCAGUGGUGGACUGAACCAAACUCACUCAAACACACACACAAUCCAGACGGUUAUUCUCGUUUAAUGGCUGAACUCUCGUCUCCAUCUUUCGUCGGCGCCGACUCCUUCUAUGUGCGUGUGAACCUUGACCUCAGUUCCCAUGGGGAUCCGCCGUGUCUCUGUGUCCAGUGUGAUGAUGUGCUGCACGUCACCGACACGCGAUACAACGGGAAAUACCAGUGGCGCUGCGCUCGCGUGGACAAACACACGGGGGCGCCACUGCAGACUGGAGCUGUGCCGAACUAUAACAGGGCUCAGCAGCUGCUGUUGGUGAGGCUGCGCACAAUGGCCAUUGAACAGAAUCAGUACAGGAUGAAGUUCAGCAGGAAAAACCCAGAGCGUGUUCGGCUCAUUAAAGCCGUCGCGUCAGACUAUCGCUCCAUUGGCUCAUCCAAUCCAGUGCUCUACACACUCAGCAACCGUCAUGAGGAGCAGCUGAUCCCAUUCAGUCUGGUUCAGAUGGUUGAGGUCUCCAGCAAGCGUCCGGUGGUGUUUUCUCCGUCUCUGCUGUCUUGCGGGAUCAUCGAGCGGCUAAUGCAGCCUGCCGAAUCCGGCCAGGACUUCGACAUCUGCCAUCCAGAGCAACUGGAGAAUGCCGUGCGCCAGGAUAAAAGUGUGUUCCUCUUGGACUCCACUGAUCAGCCACUGGGAAUCAAAAUACAGAGUAUUCAAGAGGUUAUUAAGCAGGACAAACACUGCCUGCUUCAGCUGGGCUUGAAUCAUGUGGAGAAUCUCCUGAAGCAGAGCAUCUAUCCCAUAAUAAUCCACAUCAAACCCAAAGACAAGAAGGGACGCAAGUUCAGGAAGCUGUUGUCAGGCCACAGAGAGGAGGACCUGAUGGAGGCCAGUCAGAUGGAGGAGCUGCAGCUGGAGACUCUUCCUCUGAUGUUCAGUGCGGUGGAGCCCAAUACAUGGAACAGCACAGACGAGCUGCUGGCUGUCAUACGCAGCACCAUCCUCAGCCAGCAGAGGGCGGUGGUGUGGCUGGAGCAGGAGCGACUCUAGUACACACACACACACACACACACACACACGGUUUCUCUCCACUUUAAGGCCCUGUUCACAAACACGGGUAUUUUCAAAACGGCACUUUUUUUCUACAUGGUUUCUCCAUUUGUCCAUGCGAAAUUAAAUCAAGUAUCCUAUCAAAAGAAGUAGUUCAGUAGUUCAACAAGUUGAGUUAUAGAAACUGCAUCUGUGCGCACAGAAAAACAAUGGUAAUAACAAGAGGGAAAUAAGUGAAAUGAUUGGUGUAGGAGAGGACAUUUUUGUGCCUUUCUUUCUUUUCUUUCUUUCCCUUUAUUUAUAGAGCAUUUUCACACAACCUAUCCAAAGUGCUGUAAAAUCAGCAAAGAACCAAAAGGUAUGAGAGUUAAACCAAGAAUCACUGCCAUAACAAUAGUGUUACGACCACAAAUGUCUAGGGCUGAGGUUGAACAUAAAAGU